Messenger RNA from Momordica charantia (bitter melon), 1005 nucleotides. RefSeq lists its product as uncharacterized. The record is from RefSeq and is a predicted model, not a curated record. NCBI's taxonomy places the organism in Eukaryota, Viridiplantae, Streptophyta, Magnoliopsida, Cucurbitales, Cucurbitaceae. Gene Ontology annotation, molecular function: ribonucleoside triphosphate phosphatase activity.
GAAAACACUAACAAGAAUGAAAGCGGCGUGUUGGUACGUCUGAAAAGCGUGAGAAGUGAGAAGUGAGAAUGGUAGGACCAGGAGUAGGACGGUGCCUGCUGGUUACGGGGCCGCCGGGCGUGGGCAAAACUACUCUAAUCGUUCGGGUUUUUGAGAUGCUUAAAUCCUCCAACCCUAACUUGAAGAUCCAAGGCUUCUACACUCGAGAAAUCAGGCAAGGAAGCCACCGUGUUGGCUUUGAGGUCGUUACCUUAGGUGGCCGAACUGCUCCCCUCGCCUCCACCUCUGUAUCCAGCUCAGAGUCUCUAAGAUGGCCCACUGUUGGGAGGUAUAAAGUUGAUAUAGCAUCAUUCGAGUCAUUGGCAUUGCCAGAAUUGCAGGUUGAAAAAGAUACAGAUCUCUUCAUCAUAGAUGAGGUUGGGAAGAUGGAAUUGUAUAGUUCGUCAUUUUUUCCGGCAGUUCUGAGGGUCUUGGAAUCAAAUAUUCCAGUUGUGGCUUCGAUCCCCAUUCCCAAGUUUGGUCGGGAUAUACCUGGAGUUGCAAGGCUGAGAAAUCAUCGAGGGGCAACCAUAUUUAYGUUGGAUCCAAGUAACAGGGAUGGUGCUAGAGAGCAAAUUCAUGGGCAGGUGUUAAACAUGCUGGAACAGCACCAUUAGGUGCUUCAACCUAAGCCUAAGCCAGUUUCUUCCAGUCAGAAAUGCUUAGCCAAAACCAUGUGCAUCAAUCUUGUGAUCUUUAUUUAUGCCAUAUUGGUGAGUGGGGCACUGUGGUUUGUCCAUAACUUUAUGAUUCAAAAAUAAUUCCAGACGCUUUUAUUGUUUGCAAAAUCUAUAAAUUAUAUUCUUUUGGUUGAACUUUACAGUGAGUUUUAAUGAGUGAAGAUUGUAUUUAUCUGUCGUAUUUAUUAUUUGUAAAGCUGACUCCGGUGGCUGCUAAAACUCUCUCUACUGUAGACUCUACUUGAUAAAUUUGUAAUAAAUUCAUGGACCAAUAAGCACAUGCAAA